AUGUUUAGCUGUUUCUGCGGGCGUACUGACAAGGAAUCGGCUUCAAAGACCAAGAAACUCAAGUUCCGCUCUGCAAAAACCGUUAGCUUGCACUAUCUCUCCGAGGGGUCUCCCGAUUCGUCAUUCAAUAACGAAAGACGUCCACAGAACUUGACCAUGGCGAACCUUGCCCCACUUCAGGUUCGGCUCGGUGCAUAUGUUGGCCAAAACAGUCUCCUGGGGCCAGUACCACCUGAAAUCCUCACUCUCAUUCUGGAAGACAUGUACUUGCCUACAUUUUGUCGAUUCUUACUUGCAACAUAUCCAAUGCUAAGACAUCAUGGGCUUGUCGAGCCAUUGACCAGGCAUGAGCUGGCACGCAUGUUAAGCAGGCGAGAGCCACCCACCUUGCCCGUUCCAUACGAAAUAUUUUGGUUUAUUUUUGAUCAUAUUGAUAACUUUCGCGACAAGGCUCAGUAUGUUAUAGCACACUACACUACAUUGCUCGCUAUUCAAAGAGUUCCUGGAAUCACUCGGAGCACGUUUCUCAUGCUGCUGGCAUCUUUGAAGCUCGACUCAGCCAAUGCAGCUGCUAUCGCUCCGACCUAG
This is a messenger RNA of Pseudovirgaria hyperparasitica, 588 nucleotides long. RefSeq lists its product as uncharacterized. The transcript has a single exon. The coding region runs from base 1 to 588 and encodes 195 amino acids. The record is from RefSeq and is a predicted model, not a curated record. Lineage: Eukaryota; Fungi; Ascomycota; Dothideomycetes; Acrospermales; Acrospermaceae.